CCCAAUGCUUUCUUCAGGCCCCAGCAGUGGGGUUCACCAUGCAGCCCUGCAGCCAAAGCCCAGUCCCUUCCAGCAGAUCAGCCCACAUCGGAUGUCCCCAGGAUGCUCUCGGCAGCUGGGACCGCCCAGCAGUCCCCCCCAGCGGAGCAGCCGGGCAGACCGUCCCCCGCGGGCUCUCCCAGGAACAGGCAGACUCAGACCAGCUCCAGCAACCUCCACCUCCCCCAGGACUCUGCCAUGAAAGGGCAGCCGGGCAGCGAGGACCCGGUGGUUGUGACUCACGAGCAGUUCAAAGCUGCCCUUAGGAUGGUUGUGGACCAGGGAGACCCCCGGACUAUGCUGGAGAACUACGUGAAGAUCGGGGAGGGCUCCACAGGAAUCGUCUGCAUCGCCCGGGAGAAGCACUCGGGCCGGCAGGUGGCAGUGAAGAUGAUGGACCUGAGGAAGCAGCAGCGCCGGGAGCUCCUUUUCAAUGAGGUGGUGAUCAUGAGGGACUACCAACACGUCAACGUAGUGGAGAUGUACAAGAGCUACCUCGUGGGAGAGGAGCUGUGGGUGCUGAUGGAGUUCCUGCAGGGCGGAGCCCUCACAGACAUCGUGUCUCAGAUCAGGCUAAAUGAGGAGCAAAUUGCAACAGUGUGUGAGUCGGUGCUGCAGGCUCUGUCCUACCUUCACUCUCAGGGGGUCAUUCACCGAGACAUCAAGAGUGACUCCAUCCUCCUGACACUGGAUGGGAGGGUCAAACUCUCAGAUUUUGGCUUCUGUGCUCAGAUCAGUAAGGAUGUACCUAAAAGGAAGUCCCUGGUAGGUACUCCCUACUGGAUGGCUCCAGAAGUCAUUGCCAGGAUACCAUACACUACUGAGGUGGAUAUCUGGUCUCUGGGGAUCAUGGUGAUAGAGAUGGUGGAUGGAGAACCCCCCUAUUUUAGUGAUUCUCCAGUGCAGGCAAUGAAGAGGCUCCGUGACAGUCCUCCUCCCAAACUGAAAAACUUCCACAGGACCUCCCCAGUCCUCAGAGACUUCUUGGAAAGGAUGUUGACACGGGAUCCACUAGAAAGAGCAACGGCACAAGAACUUCUGGAUCACCCCUUUUUGCUGCAGACAGGGCUCCCAGAGUGCCUGGUGCCCCUCAUCCAGCAGUACAGGAAACGCACCUCCACCUGCUGA
Merops nubicus (carmine bee-eater) is the source of this 1167-nucleotide messenger RNA. Its product is annotated as serine/threonine-protein kinase PAK 6-like. The transcript has 6 exons. The record is from RefSeq and is a predicted model, not a curated record. Gene Ontology annotation, biological process: intracellular signal transduction; regulation of MAPK cascade; protein phosphorylation. The annotation marks the transcript as partial. Lineage: Eukaryota; Metazoa; Chordata; Aves; Coraciiformes; Meropidae. Gene Ontology annotation, cellular component: cytoplasm. Gene Ontology annotation, molecular function: protein serine/threonine kinase activity; ATP binding.